Messenger RNA from Cladophialophora carrionii CBS 160.54, 738 nucleotides. RefSeq lists its product as uncharacterized. The record is from RefSeq and is a predicted model, not a curated record. Lineage: Eukaryota; Fungi; Ascomycota; Eurotiomycetes; Chaetothyriales; Herpotrichiellaceae. The transcript is spliced from 2 exons. The coding region runs from base 1 to 738 and encodes 245 amino acids.
AUGUCGUCCCCGCCGUACAACGCCUUGACCCUUUACACGGCCGGCACGCCCAAUGGGUUAAAACCCGCCCUGGUCCUGGAAGAACUCGGUCUCAAGUACGAUGUCAAAGCCAUUAACAUCAUGAACAAUGAGCAGAAACAGGACUGGUUUCUGGAGAUCAACCCCAACGGCCGUAUCCCGGCACUCAAGGAUGGCGAUUUGCGCGUGUUUGAGAGUGGAGCGAUCAUGCUCUAUCUGACAGACAUGUACGACAAAGAGAAGAAGUUCACAUACGAGUACGGGACUGCGCUGUACUACGAGAUGAUGAGCUGGUUGAUGUUCCAGAUGGGCGGCAUUGGUCCCAUGCAAGGACAAGCGAAUCACUUCCGCGCCUUUGCCCCGGUCUAUUCGGCCUAUGGCAUCAAACGCUACCUCGACGAAACCAAGCGUCUUUACGGCGUGCUGGAGAUCCGUCUAUCCAAGGCAGACUGGCUGGCCGGUGACAAGUACACCAUUGCAGACAUGGCGAAUUACUCCUGGACACGUGCGGGACCCUUGUUCUUGGACAUCGACAUGGGCGAGUUUCCGGGCGUCGCAAAGUGGCUGAAGCGGAUCGAGGAGAGGCCAGCUGUACAAAGAGCGAGGAAGGUUCCCGAGUCGAGUCGCAGUGAAGAGGAGAUGGUCAAGAUGGUUCAAGCCGCCAAGGAGAGGGUCGACGCUUUGAAGGGGACAGCCAAGGACGAGCCUUCGAAGAUAUAG